AUGGCUCACGAACAACGUGGCAGGCCAUUAAAUCGAAGUCGGAACGAGUCUGUGAACGUGAGACAGAAUGAAGAAGCAGGCCAACAAUAUGUACAACAGCCAACAUCCACACGUUUGAGUCAACAUGGGAUAGCACAAACGCUACCACGUCAUUUCGAUGCGGCCAGUAUGCAACAAUCCAACCUUGCUCAACAAAGGAUGCCAAUCCCGAUGUUUCCCAAUCCACAUCCACCUUCGCAGCCAUCUAUGCAAUACAGUCAAACAUUUCCAUCAUCGCAAGAUGUACAACAGAUGCAAAGCAAUUCAGGAAAGGUUUUGCGGAGAAAGCAACCUUUUGAUGUUUUGCAAGCUAUUCCACCUCCAACUCCACCUUUGGCUGUUCCAGGUGCAAGUGCGGGCAAGAUGAAAGCACAGCCCAAGAUUUCCACCGUUCGUUCACAUUAUCGUGCUCCACCUUCUCCUUUGGGUAAUGAAGUGCAAAAUACCAAACAAGAAGAAGAACAAAAUAGUGGUAGUGACGAAAGUGAAGGUGGUGCAAGAGGUCCAAAGGAGGAUUUACGAUGGAGCUCAGACGAAUCAACACCAACGCCCACGGCCAGUAGUGUAGCAGCAGCAAGUGCUCGUCGUCGUCAAGAAGCAACGACGAUGAUGCCCGUCAGUCUUGUUGCACCUACGCAAGUGGCUAGAGCCCGUGGUCUAUCGACAAGUCAACAGCAGCCAUCUAUCCAGCCAACCCCAAAGCCCGAUCCUUCCAGCAUUCGCCCUGUUUCAGCAUCUUCCGUGACACUUUCAAGUGGUCAACAAGUUCCAGCCGUUCGAACGGAUUUUGAGAAUAUGAAAAAAAUCACUCGUCCUGGCUCAUCAUCCAAAACGACAAACACUUCCAAUUCUCAAAUUUCUGCUUCUGUUGGACCAAGUAAACAACAGGAAGAAAAGGGAAAAGGAAGAGAGAUUGAUGAUGAAGCUGCUGCACAACAAACCGCUCCUGUUCAAGUGGUUGUUGUGCCUCAAUCGAUUUUGAAGACUACCGUCGUAAGUGAUCCGAAACGAUCUGUGGCUGCUCAACUUGAAAGCUAUGAACCACAUCAGAUGACUCCAGUCCAAGAAGAGGAAGAGGAGGAACAUCAACAAUCGAUCAGAAGGGUGUCAAACUCCAAUGCUAUGCGUGUGAUGCAAGGUGUGACGGGAGAGAUUGCAACUGAAGAUCAACAAGCGAAAGACUCUGCUGCAAUUCGAUCUCGUCGUCUUUCACGUGGAUCGUUUGAAUCAGGUACGACGGCACUUGAUACACCACGCAUAAUCGAUGAAGAUGGCCGAACAUCUUUUGAAAUGAUGAGAACGGGCAGUGGAGAAAUACUUGUUGGAAGAGAUGGUGGAAAUGAUACCGUUGGCAGACAUGCAACAUCCAAAGCGCUACAAACGCAUCGUGCAAUUGUUCAAGGAUUGGUUGCUCCUCCAAGUGAUGUGAUGGAAGUACAAGAACCUUCGGGAUCAAACGGUAUUUCACAGACAAAAGGUGAUACGCCAAGAAGUCACGGUAUUUCAUCCCAUCUGGAACAGUUGAACAAGUUCAUCAACACUUCAAUUGGUCAACCGAAUCGACAAAGUCAGACACCAAAAUCUGACGCUGGCAAAAAGGGUAAAGCUGACGCUAUCGAAAAGCACGAUCAUGUCAAGGAUCCAAAGAGACCCAACACCGGUGAUAGCUUUCAAAUCCCAAUCCUUGCGACCGCACAAAGACCGAGAACAGGUGGUAGUGGAGCACGAAGACCUGGAACUGGACAGACUCGAUUCUCAGUCGAGCCUCCAAUUGCAGGAGCGAAUCUACGCAGAGCCUUAAACAGUGCAGGUGGUCGAUCACGCACAUUCGGUGCAGGUGAAGAUCAACACAACAAGACUACUUGUCGUCAAUGCUUUCGUGCUGGGUUCGAUUGUGCAGUUCAAUUGCACAACGGUCAAGGAACAGGUGCACGAAAAGCAUUACAGGAAUUUGUUGCUGCAGGUGGUUUGGAGGCUCUGAGUGGUGUGGAAGACUUUUACGAAGGUAGCAUCUGGGGUAGUCAAGCAAUGGGCGCUGGUGCAUCUUCAAAGCGUGCUCAAGCCGCUCCUCCAAUCCGAGGACAGAACUUUGUCGAUCGAUUGGGUGAAGUGGCAUUUGGUGAAAGUGCAUUGAGUAGACCAGUCACUCGAGGUGCGAUGCAAGAUAUGCUGGAAGAACGUGGAAGAGUUUUGACGGAGCAACAACAUUCAAAGACUGUUGAACAGUUCUUGAUGGAAUUGCAACGUUUACAAAAAGAACAAGAGGAAGAAUUCGCACUUCAGCAAGAAGAAGAUGAGCAAGAAGAUGGCGAAGAUGCACGUACUCGAUCUAAAACUGGCACAACGGAGAAAAAGACGAGCUUUGAUCAAAACGCGGGCUAUUCUUCUCCGCAAGUCGAGAAGAACAGAUCGGUCAAUCAUGUCAACGAAAUACCCGCAAUGGACGAGGCGCAAAACGAACAGCCAAAAGAAGAAAAUGCGUCGCAAUACGAUCAAGAAAGUCUUCAAUCGAGUGCUACAGAAGACGAAUUGCCCUUCUUGGCUGAUCGUUGGUCAAUGUUACGCAAGCUGCAUCAGCUCACGGUAUAUGCCAUCUGGCUCUUCUGCAUUCAAUGCGUCAGUGCAGGAUAUUCCACUUCCGUUCCAACGAUUCAAGACAAGAUCCAUGCUGUGCCACUCUCUUUGAAUUUCGGUGAAUUUACCUUUUUGCUCGGUCAAGCAGGUGGAUUGUUCUUUGGCGCUUGUCUUUCUUCUUUGGGUCGUAUUCGUUUGCCGAUCCUCUCGAUUCUUAUGUCCGUCGUGGUUUGCGUCAUCAUUGGUUUUAUGCAUACAAGCUUUGUCAUUAUCGCUUUACGUGGAGCUUUGGGUUACCUUACCGGAUUAUACGAGAUUGCUUUGGUAGGAAUGAUCUUGGAUUUAUCUACAAGCAGAAGACAACGUUUUGGUUUCCUGAUAUAUGUUCUAGUAUGGAUUAUAAGUGCACAGGCUGCCGGUCCUUGGAUUACGGCAUUGGUUAUCAAAGUCGGCGCUUGGCCUUGGCUCUACUGGUUAACAGCCAUUGUCGGAUUGGUAUUUAUGUUCUUCCUUGCUUUCAUCACUGCCGAAACCGAAGCUUGUUCAAUUUACCGUACAGCGGUGAAAAAGCUCCGUGUCGAAAGUGCUGAGGCAUGGACUCCAGAACCUAGAGUCGCCGCUUCAUGGAGAGAAAUUAUCCUUAUACGCUCUAUUCGACCUUUCGUUAUGCUUGUUCGACAUCCGAUCGUGAUCUUAUCAACACUAUUAUUGGGUAUUCCACUAGCCUCUAUUGUUGGAGUGAUUGAUCCGAUAUCGGAUGUACUACAAGGAAGACAUCAAUUUGCAAGUUGGAAGUCUACAUUACUCAUCAGUAUUUGUAUCGCUUUAGGAUUGCUGAUCGCUACCGUUGUUAUACUCCUGUUUGGAGUUGGAUCAAAACGUCUCUCAUUCUCACAAAGAACACGCAUCUUAUUCAUGGACGAAAAAGGAAUCAUCGAUGCACAAAGACCAAAAUUCAACGCAGAACAAGUCUUACACGUUUGCGUAACCGGUUUAAUUAUCUUAACGGUGGGAUUAUAUACGCUCGCCUUGACCGCUACGAUAACGAGUUGGAUAUUUUGUGGGAUUUGUUUGGUUCUUUGUGUAACGGGUGUUACUUUAUUGUCCGUUGGUUUGUUGCAUUAUAUCGCCGAAUCGUAUUAUCCAGCCGCUUUUACCAUCUUGGGAGAAGUUUUGGCUUUAUCCGAUUCGGUUGGACCUGCUCCACAAUAUGCAGACGCUCAAGUACAACAACGGAUCAGUAUGGAUGCAGACAGAACCGUAGAGGAGAAUUUCGAACAACGUCAAGAGGAGGAGGAGGAAGAUAAGGACGAUCACACGCUCAUGUCUGGUGCAAAUCAGGAUGGUAAGAGAUGGGAUUCCAAUUGGGCUCUCAAUGUUAUAGGUACUGUAUUAGGAUUCACGAUGGUUCUUUCGGGUGUGGCAACCUUUAUUGGCCGUUUAGCCGCAUUCAAUAUUGGUUUCGGCCUUUAUGUCGCUAUUCUUGCCAGUAUCGUGUUGGGUAUUUCAGGUUUAGCAUUACUGUUCUUGGUUCGCUAUGGUCAUAAGAUGCGAAAAGAUGCUUUCGUGCAUAUUGCAAAGACAGAACAACAUAUCUGGCAAGCAAAAAGACCUUCAGGCUCUGAUGCGAAUAUAUCUGUUGCCACUUCAACUGGCGUAACUCGAUCAAGACGCUCAACAACCGACAAUGGAUUUGCAUUCAAUCGAACCCAAUUACCUUUACCGCAACCUGCUAAAUGGAAGACUGGUUUAAAACAAUUCUUGUUACCGACCCUUCGAGCAUCCGAUCAAAUAGAAGAAGGCGGUAGUGUUCCACGCAAGCCGUCUUCUGUGAUUAUGGAUCCAACAGUCCGAAGCAAGAUUCGCAAUUGGGUCGGCAGACAAAGGGGAACGAUGCAAGAUGCACAAAAUGGUGAAAACCGUGAAAUUGCACAGAUUUCAACACCUUUCAAUGCUCAACAUAUUUCUUCAGGUGCAAAUUUGAUAGAUGAAGAUCAGGAUUUAUAUGACGCUUUUGGCGUUCAACUUUCCGUUCGUGGGGGAGAUCAAAGGAGCAGAAGGCGUUCAACAUUGGUGAAUGAUGGUCAAAUGCCCUCUUUUGAAGUAUUUAUGAAACAAAAAGAGGAAGAAUAUAAUCGUCAAUUUGCAAAUCAACAACAAUCCGCCGCUGAGCUCAAGAUUCGAAAUGGUAAACCUGUCGAUCCACGGAAGAAUUCAAUCUCUACUCCUGCUCCUAUUACGCCUACGCCAAAAUCCCUAAAGCCAAUCGCUUCUCCUAGAUUUGUGAAUCCGACAUAUAGCUAUCAAAGAGCACAAACGCCACCUCCGAUGUAG
Messenger RNA from Meira miltonrushii, 4947 nucleotides. RefSeq names its product MFS general substrate transporter. Gene Ontology annotation, molecular function: transmembrane transporter activity. Gene Ontology annotation, biological process: transmembrane transport. NCBI's taxonomy places the organism in Eukaryota, Fungi, Basidiomycota, Exobasidiomycetes, Exobasidiales, Brachybasidiaceae. The record is from RefSeq and is a predicted model, not a curated record. The transcript has a single exon. The coding region runs from base 1 to 4947 and encodes 1648 amino acids.